Suillus clintonianus is the source of this 433-nucleotide messenger RNA. RefSeq lists its product as uncharacterized. The record is from RefSeq and is a predicted model, not a curated record. The transcript is spliced from 2 exons. The coding region runs from base 158 to 421 and encodes 87 amino acids. Gene Ontology annotation, biological process: tricarboxylic acid cycle. Lineage: Eukaryota; Fungi; Basidiomycota; Agaricomycetes; Boletales; Suillaceae. Gene Ontology annotation, molecular function: thiamine pyrophosphate binding; oxoglutarate dehydrogenase (succinyl-transferring) activity.
AACGUAAACAUGCACGUAGUGUUCCCGGCCACACCUGCGCAAUAAAUCCAUUCUUUACGCCGCCGGAUCAAGCGGAACUACAGGAAACCGCUCAUGAGUCGCCUCUGCUCCAAAGGGACGUCUUCGACUUGCUGCUGCAUCGUCGAAGCUGACUGAUAUGGCCCCAGGAACAGCGUUCCAGCCCGUUUUCCAUGACACAGCAACACUCACGGACCCCAAAGCAGGCCAGCACGUCGUGCUAUUCAGCGGCAAGAUCUACUACGACCUUGCCAAAGAGCGCGCCGCGCGCAACGUUGAACCACGCGUCACUCUCGUGUGCAUCGAAGAGCUUGCGCCGUUCCCGUUUGCUGCGCUCAGUGAAGCGCUUGCACCUUAUGCCGAGGCCAACGUGUUGUGGGUGCAGGAGGAGCCUAAGAAUUAGGGCGCGUAGGGA